AUGGUCGAGUACAAUGUCGCAAAGGUUUCUGAUAUCGGAGACGGUCAAAUGAAAGAAUUUACUGUCGGUGGAAACAUUAAAAUUCUUUUAUCAAAAGUUAAUGGACAAAUAUACGCAACUUCUCAUAAAUGUACUCAUUAUGGAGCUCCUCUUGCUUCAGGAGUACUUUCAAGCGAUGGUCGCGUAACUUGGCAAGGAGAUAUUCAUUUUGAUCCUUGGCAUGGCGCUUGUUUCAAUAUUACUACCGGUGAUAUAGAGGAUGCUCCUGGAUUGGAUAAUAUUCAAAAAUAUAAGGUUACCAUAAAAAGUGAUGACAUCUACGUUGAAGCUGACGAAGAUACUUUUAAAAAUUCCAGAAGACCUCCAAAGUGUUCUUCUGGAGUACCGUUAAAUGAUCGCACCGUAAUAAUUAUCGGCGGUGGCGCUUCUGGAAACGCUGCAGCAGAGAAGCUUCGUGAAGAUGGAUAUAACGGAAAGAUUAUUAUUAUAAGCC
Molecule: messenger RNA, 493 nt
Organism: Racocetra persica
Lineage: Eukaryota; Fungi; Glomeromycota; Glomeromycetes; Diversisporales; Gigasporaceae
Source: the annotation of a GenBank genome assembly